AUGUAAAUAGAAAUAGUUAGGCUGAGGCAGUUCAAUAGGCCCAAAAGCAAUUUCAAUCUUACUUUAAUUAAAUAAGGGUAAUAGGUUUUGGAAUUAACAAUGCAAAACUUUUCAUUUAACGAACUUCUUAACUACACAUAGAAUAACUGUAAAUAAAAAAUAUAUAGACAAUAUUUAAAUGGAUAAUUUUAAGAAAUACUUAAUGCAUUAGCAAAUACACAUGACAAUCAAAAUGUUAUUACAAUUCUGGAGAGUGAAUUUUCUUAAUUUGAUAAGAUUGAUAUAAGACAAAGUUAAGAAAAAAUUAAAAGAAAAUAAAAUCAUUUAUCAUAGUUUGGAAAUGAACUAUGUUAUUAAUUAAUUAAAAUCACGAUUAUUGAGGAGGAAAUUUGCUUGGUACUUUAAAUCAUCGAACAAUAAUGGUUAGAUAAUUGGCGGAUUUACACCUUAUAAAUGGAAAAUAGGAUCUUAUGGUAACUGUGA
Messenger RNA from Paramecium octaurelia, 483 nucleotides. The record is from the annotation of a GenBank genome assembly. NCBI's taxonomy places the organism in Eukaryota, Ciliophora, Oligohymenophorea, Peniculida, Parameciidae.